CCGGUGUUUGCCGACACUUGUCGAGUGGCUCCGAGAGAGAGAGAGCAGAGCCCGAUUUAUUCUCAACACCUUCCGAAUGUUGAGCCCGAGUCGUGAAGUGCAGAUCUUCAGGGGGGCGAGGUUGGAAGAGAAGGAGACGACGAAGGGAGGACACGGGCCACGUCCAGAUUUAUUCCUCUGAAAUCAUCCCGACGUCUCCGCGGACCGCACCGCUGCUGCGACCGGCCCGUUGACGGUAGGCUCACAACAAUCAGUCAGGAUGGCGACAGUCAGUGUGAUCGCGUUCAGCCUGCUGCUCUCCACAGCUCUUUCUGCGCCUGUGACCGCUAAAGAGGAAUCCUUCACCUUGUUCUACGGGGAGGAUUUCCACAUCAUGCUGCCCUCACUCGCGUUGGAGGUCAUGUUCUGGAACAGGUCGACUCCGCGGCUGGGCGACGUGUUCCUGAUGCGCGGCGGCAUCGUGGUCAACAGUCGGGCCAAACUCAACCGCCACCUCAGCCACCUCAUUAUAGACGCCGUGGGCGAGGGAGACGAGGGCGUGUACACCGUGAAGAAUCCAGAGAAGCCAGACGACGUCAGACGCCUCACGCUUAUUGUCCGAGAUUGUUCCAACGAGCAGAUCAUUAAAUAUGGAGACAACUACCAUGUUCCGCUGUCAGGCAUCACUCCUCCCAUCACCCUGGAGUACAGGCCCAGUGCUGUGGAGGCCAACCAGACCUCUAAACCUGCUCUGGUGCUGCUCACCAGCACAGGGAUGUCCAGGGACGGCUACCAGGGUCGAAUGAGCGUCAACGAGCGCCACGUCACCCUCAGGGCGGUCACGGGUGCAGACGAAGGGAGCUACACCAUCAGAGACGCUGAAGGCAACAUCCAAAGGAAGGAGUGUCUCAACGUCAGAGAGCACCAACACUUUGUGACCUUGCCACUCGGUAAACGACUGAAGAUCAACCUGAUCCUCAACAGCUCCUUGGUCCACCUUUACUACAGCCCGGAUUAUGACCCCACACCCCGUCUGCUGCUGGACAGAGGGGAAUUUACCAGUGCCAGAACCGAGCUGGGUCUGGAGGAACGUCUCUCUACGGAGGGUUCAUUGGUUUAUCUGGAUCAUAUCAAGCCUACAGACCGGGGCCAGUUCAAAAUUACUGACAUACUGGGAUUUACUGUGUCCAGCAUCUACCUGGAACUACAACCCUACAAGCUGGAGUCCCUGUAUGUGGCCAUCAUUGCCCUGAUGGGCCUGCUGGUCUUCCUUCUGCUGGUCUGUCUGCUGUCCUGCCUGAUCAAAGUGAAGAAGAGGGCCAAGAGGGCUGCUGACUUGAAGAAGAUUGCCCAGAAUUCUGGCAAAGAGGAUGAAGGAGAGGCCUUCCGACAGGUGGUCAAGAACAUCACCAAACUCAGUGAGGAGACCAAGCCCUCCCAGGCAGACAAUACAGAGAAAUCUCAGAGCACUGAGGUGGAUAUUAAAGGUCUGGAGGUUUCCUCUAAAGAGGUUGGGGUCGGUGACCUAGACACCAGUGACUCCGGAGUCGGCUUCAACACCGCCCUCCCACUAGACACUGACACUGAUGCCCCUGAUCAAAACCUUGACUCCGUGGCCGUAAGCAUCUCAGUUGACUCUGAACCACCCAAACCAAGUCCACCGUCUGCCACAGCCGCUGAGUCCACGCCAAGCGCUCCUCCAGCUGUGGAAAUUAAUUCCAGUCCAGAAGUUAAAACUAAAGCCUGCCCUGCACCGGAGACCAAGAAAACCCCCGAUCAGCCAGUGGAAGCACAGUUGGACGUGCCCAAACCAGCAGAUGUUAAGCUCAGCCCAGCCUCGAGCCCUGAGCCCAAGGCUGGUCUGAGUCCAGCUGAUCCAAAGCCUGCAUCCAGCCCGAGCCUAGAGCCGAAACCAGCCACUCCUAAAGCCACCACUCCCACACCGGAAAGUAAGAGCGCUCUGACACCCAAACCUGAGUCCCCCAAACCAACCACACCGGAGCCUAUCACCAACGGUACACCUGAGCCAGGCCCGGAUUCCAAAUCAAGCCCAGAUCAUGAUGUUAUCGGAGCUCCAAAAGCAGCCCCCCCGAAGACCCCCGAAGUAGAGCAGAAAUCCAGUGGUCCUGCGCUGGAGGCGAGCAAAGACGACACCGUGGCUGAGGAUCCAACCACCACCACUUGAGGACUGUGCCCGCGAUAACCAGAGGAACGCCCUGGAGAUCUUCUCCGUCUAACACUUCUGGAGACGGUCGACCCCCCCCGGCCCCCAAAUAAUGAAGAAACCACUGAAAUUUGGGCAAAGACUUUAACAUGUUUAAUGCCUGAACACAGUAAUACUUUGAUAACAGUAUCGCACUCACCAACUAACACAUAACAUUUGAGACGCUCUAAUCCAAAAAUCUUCACGUAACAAAUGCGGCUUGUUGAUUGUUAAACAUUGAAGUUGUGUAACACUUGCAGUUUUAUGGUAACUUUAUAGAAAAAUGGACUGCAAAUGAAUUCUUUUGCAAAAUGUCUAACAUAGUGAGGUAUCCAGAAAGGUUCACAGCAUUUCUUUAAAACAGGAAUAUUCUAGAAUUCCUUAUUUGACCUUAACUACCAUUUAAAAUGCUCGUUCCUCUCAUCAGCAUGUGGAUAGAAAAGACUAAAUGCAUGCAAUGUUCAGCCAAUGUCAUCUCAACACUUUAGAUUGGACAUCUACAAAUUGGAAAUGAAAGUCCUCCUGAUCCCACACUGUACAUAUCGCUGACGUAUGGGUGUCAUACGCUUCAGUUACAUCUGCAUCAUCACACGUAGAAAAAAUAUUUGUUAAACGUGACUUUACGAGAACAUAAACUAAUACUACUAACCCUUCUAUUUUUUAGCCUCCCAGUGGAUAUCUCAGAUGAUUAAAUGUGUUUUGCAGACUGAUCCCUGAAGUCUGGAUCAACCACUUUACUGCCUUUGAUCUGGAUUUCCCCGUGGCUCUAUAAAACACAUUAUUUCUUUAGUUUAAUAGCAAACUCUUGCCAGCAGCAACUCCGGCACUUAAUGGGACCACCGUGUUCCUGCUGUACAUCUGCCUACGUGAAAAUGCUUGCGUUGAAUUCCUUUAAUUAUCCUCCGUUCUUCCAUCUCGUUCCCUUGUUCCUGUGUACGUUGUUCCUUCAAUGAUCCUCCCCUUCUCUCCUUCCUCCUUCCUCUCUUUUCCUUUGCUCGGCACCAUUCCUAACUUCUUGAGUACACAGGCUUCACCAGAGGUUAGGGUCAUGAUUUUGUGUUUAAACUAGAUAUUUUUGGUUGAGUUGACAGCGUCUGGGUCUUUGGCCUUCUGGCGGUUGGCACAAGCUUGAACAUUAAUGCCUUGCAUCUUAAAUGGCUCCAAAAUACUGCAAAGAGGUCUUCAUCAAUGCCACGACAUCAUCAAUGUGGAUGUUCAGUCAACACAAAUCAGACCGAGUUGAAACUCUUGGACAGAGGUGUGCAGAUUCAUUUUUGUGUUACUAAAUGCACGUCUCUACCUCGUGUUUUUACCGACCACUGAGAAACCACUGACAUCUCCAAAACUAAUUUUUAAUAAGUAGACAUUGACAGACAUAGUGAGAGGUAGAUGCAUCUACAACCAACCCGCCUUUCUGGGUUGCUCUGCUGUCUUAAUAAAUUGAUGUCAGGCAAAACAUCAGCAUUUUAAGAAGCCAGAUGAUUAGAAGAUAUGUUUAGAUGAAGUAUUUGACACUAAGAUCAUUGAAUAUAAUAUAUAAAAAAGAGAUCAAAUUAAGAGGCUUUCAUGUGAAAUGGACAAACAUUAUCAGCUGGUGUGAUGUUUUACACAUUAACAAAUGCAUUUUAAUAGAAAAAGUCUGAAAUAACCACAAUCCAAUUCAGACAAUGUUCUUCAUAGAUACACACACACACACAUUCCAGCCUUGUAAAUAUUGCAUGUGUACGCCGGUUUAACCCUCUAAAGGCUGAAUGUUCCUAGUGUAUAGAAUGGUUAUUGUAUUAUACUUGAUAAUAAAGAAGAAAACUAAUUACAAUCUCUCACCAACCUUAAAUCCAGAAUAUAAAAUAUAUACACAUACAGUACUAUAUAAACUAAUAUUCACAAACGUCUUAAACUAAUUUAAGAACCAAAUAUUGUAAAAAUCCAUCGAGACUUUAUUAGAUCUUUUGAGAUCAAUUAUCUGCAUUUAUUGCAUUACAACCUGACUAUACUCACAGCAUACGGCACCUCUCACUGUAUUUACAUAUUGUAUUCAAAUGUUUAACCUAUGCCACUGAAAGCACCGACUGCAGCAUGCCCACAACAUGAAAACAGGCUCUUAUUGUCCGAAAGUUGUGUCUGUGACCAGAUGAGUGAUGUUUUACUGUUGCCAUCAUUGUGUGUUUGGGCUUUUUCUGUUCCAGCGUUUGUGCACAUAUGUCUAAGUGUGAUGAUUUACAACCGAGUGUUUGUGCGUGUUGAACCUAUGCACAAGCCGUUUGUACAGAAGGACACAGCUCCACGUCUUGUGCGCUCAUCCGUCCGUUGUGAGGUAUUCACGUGCCGGCUUAAAUCGUCUUGCAACGUGUGCUGUGUUGAAGUCAUGAGUAUGAAUGUUUAAUGCCACAACAUAUUGUAAAAGAUAUUGUAACUUUUAGAUAUUUGAGUGACUUUUUUCUUUGUUUAGUGCCUAAAACGUGUACUGGAUAGUUGACCUGUAUUCUCUCAUUUGAAGACACUCCUAAUGGCACCUUUUUCUUAAUGGGAAGGAUAUUCAAGAAAGCUGUUUGCACCACUCACUGGCCUAUGAUAUGCUCACGUGUUGGAGAUAUGUGACAGGUAUGUAUUGAAAGUGAUAAUAAAAGUCGAACUUCCAGGUUUUCUAGGUGACGUUGGGUAGCAUUAGGAGUGCUGAGUGUGCUCUAUUUGUAAGAGAGGGUGUAUAACCAUUACAUUAAUCAAGUCUGUGGCACAGGUAGGAGUACACGAGUGAAUCCAUGACAGCAGCAGAUGAAGGACAAAGCUCUAUGUUGGUAACCUUCGGGGUUAUGUUGUGGUAAGGCUGUUAAAUCAGUCACCUCUACUGUAUCCUGUCAGUGGCUGUAAGACCACUCCAGAGGGAGUCGGGGUGUGAGAGAGGCAGACGGGACAAGCCUUUGGUUUACACGUUACCAGCAUCUUUAAGAAGGCUUAGUCAAGUGGGGUUGGAGUUAUUACCCACCGCUGAUAACUAACACACACCACUACUUUUAAUACUACUGGCACUUCUUGCACUACGUGAGUCGUCUCUGCCCCGAUCUUCUCUGUUUACUUCUGCUGUUCUGGCCUGGGUGUGGUGUGACAGCCCACAUGUUCUCUCUGUACUCCCUUUUUGCACAACACUUCACACAGAUGUUUUGUAAAGAAAAUCGUUUUUUCUUUAUUUCAUGUCUAAAGGAAUACUACGAAUAAACAAGCGAUUAUGACA
Pseudoliparis swirei is the source of this 5411-nucleotide messenger RNA. RefSeq lists its product as uncharacterized. The transcript is spliced from 11 exons. The coding region runs from base 260 to 2164 and encodes 634 amino acids. Lineage: Eukaryota; Metazoa; Chordata; Actinopteri; Perciformes; Liparidae. The record is from RefSeq and is a predicted model, not a curated record.